UGUGCCAAGGUCUUUGUGGCUAGGCUGCGCCAACCUGGUAGAGAGCAUGUGCGCACUGAGUUGCCUGCAGAGCAUGCCCAGUGUCAGAUGUCUCCAGAACACUUCAGUUAUGGAAGAUCAAAAUGAAGAUGAGUCCCCAAAGAAAAGUACUCUUUGGCAGAUAAGUAAUGGAACGUCGUCUGUGAUCGUCUCCAGGAAGAGGCCAUCAGAAGGAAACUAUCAAAAGGAAAAAGACUUGUGUAUUAAGUAUUUUGACCAGUGGUCUGAAUCAGAUCAAGUGGAGUUUGUGGAGCACCUCAUUUCCCGAAUGUGUCAUUACCAGCAUGGACAUAUUAACUCUUACCUGAAGCCCAUGCUGCAGCGGGACUUUAUUACUGCUUUACCAGGUAACUAUGCUCGCCCCUGGGAGCCCGCGGCGGAAGGACGCUCAGCCCGCAGGCCUGGGUGGGGUGCAGUCAGUGUUGGUGAAAGGAACACGAGCGCCGUGGGAGGCAGCGUUUCUUUGGGACACAGGCUGUAUUUUAACACCUGGCACCCGGGAAGAGUUGUGCGUUAGCGUCAUGUGGGAGACGUCGGCAGUGUCUGGUGAGCAGUGUUGAUCACUGGCCAGCACCACUGCUGCUUUAGUUUGUCUAAUGAGUUAACGAUAUGCCUUUUAUUGUAUGUAAUGUAUGUAUAGUCUGUACUUUGCCUCUGCGUGUAAUUUUUAAAGACUAUUUUUCUCUGGACUAUGUGUUUGGGAACUGUCUCCCCCCCCCCACACACACACACACACUCACACACUCACUCAUUUAUUCAUUGUGAUUUGUAGGCCACUGGGUCUGGCGCUUGAACCUCAGUAGCUGUGUCGGAGUCUGCCUCAGCCACCAUGCCACACACAGGCACCUGCACGCACCUCUCUCUGGCUA
Molecule: messenger RNA, 908 nt
Organism: Tupaia belangeri chinensis (Chinese tree shrew)
Lineage: Eukaryota; Metazoa; Chordata; Mammalia; Scandentia; Tupaiidae
Product: F-box/WD repeat-containing protein 11-like
Exons: 3
Coding region: 47-556 (169 amino acids)
Molecular function (GO): protein dimerization activity
Source: RefSeq, a predicted model, not a curated record